CAAGUGACGUCACGCCCUCAGCACGCGCAGUUCACGCCCCGCCCCCGGUCCUCCUGAUUGGCUGUCUCCUCGCCGCCUGUCUGUGUUAUGAUUCGAAUAUAAAUGUAGAGCGGAGGUGGCGGAGUAGAGGAGGCCCGGGUGGCGGACACGGUACUGAACGUAUUGCGGUCCCGGAUAGGACCAGGCCAGGACCAUCGGCCCCGUGUAACCCUCCGCCGCUAUUCUGUAUGCUGUCCGCAAUACCUGCACACUGCUCCGCAUGCCGCGCUAUUCUGCACACCCUGGUUCCUAGCUGACGCUGUUCUGCAGUCCCUGGUUCCUAGCUGAUGCUGUUCUGCAGUCCCUGGAGGCUAGCUGACGCUGUUCUGCAGUCCCUGGAGGCUAGCUGACGCUGUUCUGCAGUCCCUGGAGGCUAGCUGACGCUAUUCUGCACACCCUGGUUCCUAGCUGACGCUGUUCUGCAGUCCCUGGAGGCUAGCUGACGCUGUUCUGCACACUGUAUCGCUAUUCUGCACGCUCUUCCCCGCCGCUUUGCACAAUGGAGAUGGAGAAGCUGCUGAGUGAGUUCAGCCCCAGCCGCCCCUCCGCAGCCCUGCCCCGGCCCUGCACUCUGCUGCCCUGCGGCCGGAGCAUGAUGUACCCGGACACCGGAGGAGUGCUGUCCCCGGUCACCAGCCUGGCCUUCACCAUGAACAGACUCACCGGCCUGGGGAGCCAGAACGAUACCCCUAAGAGAAGACGGGAGCUGACGUCCUACCAGGGCCAGAUCUCCACCCUGAUCCGCACCGCUUCCUCCGACUCCUCCGAUUCUGGCCUAUGUUUGGAUUUCCCCAGCCCCGUGGACCCGGACAUGCCCCCAGAAAUCUUUGAGAAGUCUAUUUUGGACAGCCAGGUCCUUCACAAUGACUUGAAGCCACCAAUCAGAAGACGUUCUUUGCCGGUGACACUCCUGCGUGGAAGCCCUGCCCUGAGAAGACUCUCCAGUGCAUCAGCCUUGGAUGUCACCAGUCCCACCGAGGGUCUCCCAGCCACCAAAGAUAACAAGGAGAAUGAAGUCUUCUUAUUCAAAAGGCCGUCCAUGUGUCCUGUAUCGAGGAUCCGGAUGCGUAGCGAGGAGUCCUUCAGGUCCAGGCCGAAUUCUGCUCCAGCUCUCAUGUUCUCCCCGGAGAGAGUGGAGUACGACUUAGAUUCUGAAAGCCCUGUCCGGCUACGCAAGUCUUCCUUAACCUUCUCUCUGAACGAUGAUGAUGACGAUGGCUUCAUGGAGAUCAUGGAUGACGAUGAUUUGAAGGGUGAACCAAAUCUUCCAACCGGGAUGGAAAGCCUGCUGACUGCCCCUUUAAAGAAGGAAGAGAAACAUGAUGUGGAUUUGGUUAUAAGGAGCAAAUGUCGGCGCCUCUUCCGCUCGCCUUCAAUGCCAAGCAGCCUCAUACGACCGAUUCUGAAACGCUUGGACAGACCGGACGACGAUGACCCUCCAGUGAAAUGUAAAAGACACAAGAAUGUGACGUCAGCCAGUGUGGACAAGAUGGAGCUUGAACCAGUGGAGCCCAAAAUGAAGUUGGGACGUUCCAAGUCACUUUGUGUUGAAACGGUUGAGAAGUUUCUAGACAAUGACCAAGGGGAUUUGAUUGGCGACUCCUCCAAGAAAUACCUAUUGAGGACGGUAAAUGGUCCAGACAACAGUCUCAAAUACAUCACCCCAGAAAUGAUGAAUGAAGUGCUAAAAGGAAAAUACCAGGAUCAAAUUGAGCGCUGCGUCGUCGUAGACUGCCGCUACCCAUACGAGUAUGAAGGCGGGCACAUCACGGGGGCAGUGAAUCUCCCUCUCGAACAAGACGUGGAAGAGUUCCUCCUUAAGAAUCCGAUUGUGGCGAGCAGUGAGGAUAAAAGAGUGAUCAUCAUCUUCCAUUGUGAAUUCUCCUCGGAGCGAGGCCCCCGCAUGUGUCGUUUUGUCAGACGACAUGACAGGAACAGCAAUGAAUACCCGAAACUUCACUACCCCGAGCUGUAUGUGCUAAAAGGAGGCUACAAGGAUUUCUUCCCCAACUACCAGACCCUCUGCGAGCCGCAGUCCUACCGCCCCAUGUAUCACAAAGACUUUAAGGAACACCUGAAACUCUUCCGUUCCAAGAGCCGCACAUGGGGAGGCGACAGGAGCAAACGGGAAAUCUACAGGCAGCAGAAGAAGAUCUAACCUGGCGGCGUCCGGGAAUCCAUUGUCCCAUCGGUCGGAAUCUCCUUCAGGCUGGACGCCCAUCUCUGAACUUUUUAUUACCGUCGACCUCAUUACAGAGAAUGGACCCCCCCCAGGCUGAUGGAUCCGCCAUCUUGUAUGUGGAGACAGGACGUCACCUGCCCAUGGUGUCCUGCACGAAUCAAACACUUGAUGAUGUCUCCACCUUUACUAUAAGGACGACUUCUUCUUAUGGCCUCAAUCUGUAUGUUGUGUUGUGUUGUUGUUUUGUGUGUAUAUUUUUUGUUGCACUUGCACUUUUAUCAAGUAUUACAAGGUGGUUGCAGCCGCUCCUGCUUUGCACGAUCAGUCAGGCUUCACGCAUUGCCGCCAUCUUCCUCAGGAGAAGCUUACUUUGUCCUUACCCCUGAAUAAGGAUCAAGGGCGCUGUCCUCUGUUUGUUUUUUAUUUUUUUUGUUAUUUUUGGUUUUAUAGUCAAAAAUUAUAAUUUUUUUUUCUAUAUA
Messenger RNA from Hyla sarda, 2700 nucleotides. It is a transcript of the gene CDC25B, whose product is annotated as cell division cycle 25B. Gene Ontology annotation, cellular component: cytoplasm; nucleus. The transcript is spliced from 16 exons. Bases 539 to 2197 code for a protein of 552 amino acids. Gene Ontology annotation, molecular function: protein tyrosine phosphatase activity. Gene Ontology annotation, biological process: positive regulation of G2/MI transition of meiotic cell cycle; positive regulation of G2/M transition of mitotic cell cycle; G2/M transition of mitotic cell cycle. NCBI's taxonomy places the organism in Eukaryota, Metazoa, Chordata, Amphibia, Anura, Hylidae. The record is from RefSeq and is a predicted model, not a curated record.